Messenger RNA from Cuscuta campestris, 1217 nucleotides. The record is from the annotation of a GenBank genome assembly. Lineage: Eukaryota; Viridiplantae; Streptophyta; Magnoliopsida; Solanales; Convolvulaceae.
CCAACCCGGUGACGGAAGGCCAGGGGUGCAGUGCGGCAGACGUGCGUGGUUAGGAUUUGGGAAGAAGACAGCGAAAAAAAUAGGGAGUAAUUUAACGGUGAUAGAAAACGGCAGAAGAAAAGGUACGGCUUAAUUGGUGUAAUUGAUUUUUUAAAAAUUGAUGAUAUAUGUCCAAACGGCGUUUCCCAUACACGGGGAGAGGAGAGAGAGUUGAGAGAGGAAUACGGAAGUUGACUGAGCUGCGAUGGCAAGUUCCGGCGGCGGCGGGUCGGAUGAUUUCCCGGUGCUGGUCUUAGCAUCGGAUUUAGGCGUAGAUGCCCGACCCUUCUUAUCCCGAUCGGAGCAACAAGCCGGAGAAGACAGGUGGCACGACUAUCCCUCCGACCCACACGAAGACUUCUCCGAUCUCGAUGCGCUUCAAUUCUUUCGUCUCGAGCGGGGCUCCGAUGUUGCCGGUAAUCGGAUUUUUCGUAUCGUCGGCAAAUACUUUCCUGCUCUUGUAAUAAGCGCGGAGAGACUGAGAAAGUAUGUUCUUCAGAAAAUUCUUGCUGAGAUGCCAGAAGGGCCUUUCUGCAUUGUUUACAUGCAUAGUGCUGCGAGAAAGGAAGACAACAAUCCAGGCAUAACCAUAUUGAGGUGGAUUUAUGAAGAUCUUCCUUCUGAGCAUAAGGACCGGCUUCAGGUUCUUUACUUCAUCCAUCCUGGGAUACGGUCACGGCUUCUUAUUGCUACGCUAGGCAGACUCUUUCUAAGUGGAGGCUUAUACUGGAAAAUUAAGUAUGUAAGCCGGCUUCAGUACCUAUGGGAUGACAUAAAGAAAGGGGAGGUCGAGAUUCCUGAUUUUGUCCAAGACCAUGACGAUGUUUUGGAGCACAGGCCAUUGACGGAUUAUGGCAUAGAACCGGACACGUUGCAUUUGAAUGAGAUGCCUGCCACUGCAUACUCCUUGGGCAGGUUCGACUCUAGGUGGGCAUAUAGAGAGGCCAUGUCAUGAGGUCAUCAUCUACAACGACAACAUAAUUAAAUUUGUUACAGUACUACGUAUGUAGUAUAACAAAAGUUGUUGUUUUUGAAAGUUGAAACCUUAUUGUGCUUGUGAUGGAGUUACUCAUUACAUGAUUAACCAUCAAUCGCAUAUUCACAUCUAUACACCUAAUUGCAUUGCAAAUUAUAUUGUACAUUCUGGUGUACGUGCAUCCAGACAUGCUCCCAAUUUC